GCCGUUUUUCUCCACAAGAAAAGCAAUCAUACUUUGACAUAUCUUUGAACCAUUAAAUUUUUGAAGUUAUUCCCAAUUUUCUGGAAAAUAUUACAGUAAGAAGAGAAUUUAUACAGGAUAAAUUCGCAAAAAUGGGUGCUGUUUCAAUGAUUCUUUUGCUCCUAAUCACAAUCUUGGUCCCUCCUGUCGGUGUCUUCCUAGUAUCAGGAUGUGGACCGGAUCUCUUGAUAAACAUAUGUUUAACACUCCUUGGAUACAUACCAGGACAUAUCCACGCAUUCUACAUCGAAUAUGUCUACUAUGAACGACGAGAGGCAGGCAGAGAAGGAAGAUUCCAAGCAGCGAGAGCUCCGGGAAUUUAUUCGGAUAGGGUGCAAGGAGGUGGCUACGGUACGAUCGUUGAACCUACGCAUUAAUGGGGGGUCAUUGUCUGAGUUCAGCUUGUUUUGCAGUUCAUGAGGCGAAUCCGUAAAUCGAUUGGGGGCUCGAGAGCGGGGGAGGAGGUAAUGAUUGGGUACUUUGGGGGAUCGAAACGAGGAUAAUCGGGGUUAUAAUGAUGGGGAUGAUAGACAGUAGAAGCUGUGCCAUAUAUUCAGAGGGCCUGGGGAGAGACUUGGGGAGUUCAUGAACAACUACUUGGGAUACCAGUUUGUCUUUCGAAAGCUAUAUAAAAGUUGGGUUGGGUUGGGUUGGGUUGGGUUGGACUGGCAAUACCAAAUUUGAAUUUUCGUUUCACUUUUCCUCCUUGGUGUAUUGCAAGAGACAAAUCAUAGAUACACAAAUACUUUGCGUGCAAAACCUCUCUUGAUGCUUCUACAAUAUCAAACACA
Messenger RNA from Botrytis cinerea B05.10, 830 nucleotides. RefSeq lists its product as hypothetical. Gene Ontology annotation, cellular component: membrane. The coding region runs from base 132 to 416 and encodes 94 amino acids. The transcript has 3 exons. Lineage: Eukaryota; Fungi; Ascomycota; Leotiomycetes; Helotiales; Sclerotiniaceae. The record is from RefSeq and is a predicted model, not a curated record.